CAGCGCUCCGCCGGCCCUCAAUGGGGGUUUCAUUGAGCGGAUAUUUGGGCUGUGCUGCGGAGCGGUCGCACCGAGCUCGCCGCGCUCUUUUCAGGUUCUGGGCACAUCUUUCCUCUCCUUGGUGGAACUACCGUAAAAUUCGUCUCUAACACGAGUCCCCAACCCGGGAAUCGACACGGAGAGCCCCGCCAUGCCGGGAAUGAUCAGCAAGAACCCAGACCUCGAGUUCGACUCCUUGCAGCCUUGUUUCUACCCGGACGAAGAUGAUUUCUAUUUAUGCGGGCCGGACUCGGCCCCCCCCGGGGAGGACAUAUGGAAGAAGUUCGAGCUGCUGCCCACCCCUCCGCUGUCCCCCAGCCGGGCCGGGCUGCAGGAGCACCCCCCGGGAGGGGCUCCAUUGCCGUGGGGAGGGGCGGCCCUGGGGAGCUGCCGCCCCGCUGAUCCCCUGGACUGGGCGUCCGAGUUGCUCCUCCUGCCCCCCGAGGCCGAGCUGUGGGGCGGCGCGGACGGCGCGGAUUUCUUCGAGACGGGCCUUGGGGCGAGCAACAACCUCAACUCCAUCAUCAUCCAGGACUGCAUGUGGAGCGGCUUCUCGGCCCGCGAGAAGCUAGAGCGGGUGGUCAGCGAGAAGCUGCAGGGCAAGCCGCCCGCCGCCGCCCCGCCGCCGCCGCCCCCGGUUGUACCCACCGCCGCCGUCUCCGCCGCGAACGGCCCCAGCGCCGGUCCCGGCCGCGCGGAGCUGGGCGGUUCCGUGCCCGAGUGCGUGGACCCGGCCGUGGUCUUCCCCUUCCCCGUCAACAAGCGGGAAGCGGCGGUGCCGAGCGGCGGUGAGACCCUGCGGGGCAGCCGCCCGCCGCGUCCCACUGGGGACAGCCGGGCCGGGAGCAGCAGCUCCGGGGACGACACGCUCAGCGACUCGGAUGAUGAAGACGAAGAAGAAGAGGAUGAUGAAGAAGAAAUAGAUGUUGUGACAGUGGAGAAAAGACGCUCCUCCUCCAACAAGGCUGUUACCACCCUCACUAUUACAGUGCGUCCUAAAAAUACCACUUUUCCAUCAGUCAGGACACAGCAGAAUGAACUGAUUUUAAAGCGUUGCGCACCAAUUCACCAGCAGCAUAAUUAUGCUGCUCCUUCUCCAUAUAUGGAGAGUGAAGAUGCACCACCACAGAAAAAGUUAAAAGCCGAGGUGCCCCGUCCAGUAAAACCCAUGAUCCAACCAAAGUCUAAGAGUUCAAGUCCUCGAAACUCUGAUUCAGAGGAUAGUGAACGUCGACGUAACCAUAAUAUCUUGGAGCGUCAGAGGCGUAAUGAUCUACGGUCCAGUUUCCUGACGUUAAGGGACCACGUUCCAGAACUUGUUAAAAAUGAGAAAGCUGCAAAAGUUGUGAUUUUGAAAAAAGCCACUGAAUAUGUCCAUUCCCUUCAGGCAGAGGAACAGAAGUUAUUGCUAGAAAAGGAGAAAUUGCAAGCCAGGCAACAACAGUUGCUAAAGAAAAUAGAAUACAAGCGGACUUGCUAA
This is a messenger RNA of Centrocercus urophasianus (Greater sage-grouse), 1519 nucleotides long. RefSeq names its product MYCN proto-oncogene, bHLH transcription factor (gene MYCN). Lineage: Eukaryota; Metazoa; Chordata; Aves; Galliformes; Phasianidae. The coding region runs from base 191 to 1519 and encodes 442 amino acids. The record is from RefSeq and is a predicted model, not a curated record. Gene Ontology annotation, molecular function: DNA-binding transcription factor activity, RNA polymerase II-specific; RNA polymerase II cis-regulatory region sequence-specific DNA binding; protein dimerization activity. The transcript is spliced from 3 exons. Gene Ontology annotation, biological process: regulation of transcription by RNA polymerase II.